CAUGGCUGCCCAGCGCAGUGCUGAUUUAAGUGACUAUGAGGAGCUUCCUGAUAACAUCGGAACAGUAACUUUAUUUUAGUAUUAUUAGGGCUGGAAGACGCCUGUUAACAUGGGUUUGAUUAGACACGUAGUGUGCGCCAUGUCUGGAGGCGUUGACAGCUCAGUGGCGGCGUUAUUACUGAAGAGAAGAGGUUAUAAUGUAACAGGAGUUUUUAUGAAAAACUGGGACUCCCUGGAUGAGAAAGGGGUUUGUACCACAGAGAAAGACUGUGAAGAUGCCUACAGAGUGUGCCAGACCCUAGACAUCCCUUUCCAUCAGGUUUCCUAUGUGAAAGAGUACUGGCAUGACGUUUUCAGCAAUCUACUGAAGGAAUAUGAAAAGGGCAGGACACCAAAUCCAGAUAUACUGUGUAACAAGCACAUCAAGUUCAACCAUUUCCACAAGUAUGCGAUCCACACUCUGGGUGCUGAUGCCAUGGCAACGGGCCACUACGCUAGGACGUCUCAGGAGGAUGAAGACGUUUUCCAACAGGUGCCCUCAGAUUCACCUACCACUCUCUUCAGGGAUCGAUUUGAGAUUAGAAAUCCGGUCAAGUUGUACAAAGGAGCAGAUUCCCUCAAAGACCAAACCUUUUUCCUCAGUCAGAUCUCCCAGGAUGCCUUGCGACAUUCCUUGUUCCCAUUAGCAGGACUUACCAAAGAGUUUGUGAAAAAGAUUGCUGCUGAGGCAGGAUUUCACCACGUGCUGAAAAGGAAGGAGAGCAUGGGCAUCUGUUUCAUUGGAAAGAGGAACUUUGAAUCCUUUAUUCUGGAGUACCUUGAACCUAAACCAGGGAACCUAGUCUCCAUCGAGGAUGGAACAAUCAUGGGAAAACAUAAAGGCUGGUUUACUCUGACACUGGGCCAGAGAGCAAGGAUAGGGGGAACAAAGGACCCCUGGUUUGUGGUAGACAAAGACGUUGCUACUGGAGACGUCUUCGUGGCUCCAAGUACUACUCACCCAGCUCUUUACCGAGACACACUGAAGACAGACCGGUUCCACUGGAUCUCAGUAGACCCCCCUCCUGAACUCGCCAGAACCCAGAUGAUGGAGUGUCAGUUCCGCUUCAUACACCAGAUGCCGCUCAUCCCCUGCACGGUGACGCUGAACAUGAACGGUUCUGUAUGGAUUUCACUCUCUCAGCCAAUCAGAGCCUUGACUCCUGGACAGUUUGCUGUGCUCUACAAGGGAGAGGAGUGCCUGGGUAGUGGGAAGAUUAUCCAGAUGGGGCCGAGUGAAUUUACCCUCCAGAGGGGCAGAGAACGGCUGGUAGUAGCUGCACAGCAGAAGGAGCAGCAGACCCCCGAACCAGCCAGCUGAAACAUCUGGAGUUGGUGCUCAACAACGUCCCGUUACAGAAUAUGCAACCUGAGACACACCUCUGAGAUACCUCUGAGACGGACCUGCCUUGGAGGAUAAAUGGAGAUAAUAAACGGUUAACUGUGUUUUUAAACACGCUUUGACUUCUAAACACAGUACCGAUACCAAAAGAAGAGAAUAGUUUAGUAAAGAGUGCUUCUCUUUAAAGGGGACAUAUUGUGCAAAAAUCACUUUUUCAGGCUUUUCUAACAAAAAUAUUUCCCCUUGGUCUGUCCACAAUCCCCUCAAUCAAGUACCAGAAACCCCCCCCCC
Molecule: messenger RNA, 1672 nt
Organism: Cheilinus undulatus (humphead wrasse)
Lineage: Eukaryota; Metazoa; Chordata; Actinopteri; Labriformes; Labridae
Gene: trmu
Product: tRNA 5-methylaminomethyl-2-thiouridylate methyltransferase
Exons: 11
Coding region: 110-1360 (416 amino acids)
Biological process (GO): tRNA wobble position uridine thiolation
Cellular component (GO): mitochondrion
Molecular function (GO): sulfurtransferase activity
Source: RefSeq, a predicted model, not a curated record